UUUUUGUGUGGCUAUAAUUGGCCUGUAUUCACUUUUAUGAGGAUCGAACAUUAUGAAUGUCUUUCGGACUGUGUCUAUGCUUGGGAUAGGACGAAGUUUAGGGCUACUGAGUCCGCACAGACAAAGUUUGAUAGACUAUGUUCCAUUCAAGUGAUAAUUUCUUUGGAGGAUGAGGUAUUCUGUAGUUGUUGGUCUCGUUUGGAGUGUGUCCAUUGCAGUUGUUUGCUUCAUUUUCAAGUUGCAUAAUAUUGAGGACUUCAGCUAUCGACCUACAGUCUGUAAGAAUAGUUGGGUGUUUUAUUUUGCAACGAGCUUGUCGUGGUUGGGUAGCACAGCGACGAUUGACCUUCGGGUGUGCUAGAUGCCCCUCAUAGAAACAAACAAACAAAGGGGCUUGGCUUUUCUCGAGUCUUCGUAGCUACUCGAGCCGUGAGCGCAAAAGAUUGUGUGUUGCUCCGAGACCUAAGUGGGCGGGUCCAAGCUCUUAGCCAACGAGGGCUAAAAUGAGUUACGAGAGGCAGAAUGAUGGAUGGAAUGAGCCCGACUUAGGAAGGCAGCCGGCCACGGAGCGACCGCAUCACAAAGUGCGCCUUGUGCAGCUGAUCAAGCAUCAUUUGCGGGACUGGCUAUGGAUUGCAGUCAUGAUUGCCCUAGAGAUAAUUGUCUACCUCCUCAUUCCUCCAUUCCAUCGGUUUGUGGACGAAACGAAAAUGCAGGAAUACAAAUAUCCUACCGGUCCAGACACUGUACCGACAUGGUCAAUAGGGGUUAUCGCUGUGCUAGUUCCGAUUCUUUUCUUCCUCGCCUACUAUAUCAAGAGGAGAAGUAUACGUGAUUUUCAUAAUGCUUUUCUUGGCCUUGCUACAGCGAUCGUUUUGACAGCACUAUUCACAGAUUCCAUAAAGAAUAUGGUUGGAAUGCCGCGUCCCGACUUCUUCGACCGAUGUUUUCCUGAUGGUAUUGCGGUAUACGCAAACGAUUCGCGCAGGCGAGCAAUCUGUCAUCCGAAUAAUAUGACAGAGUACAAAGAUGGUUACAAAAGCUUCCCCAGUGGACAUGUGUCAUGGUGCUUUGCUGGCCUCGGAUAUCUGUCUCUGUACUUGGCGGGGAAGCUGAGUCUCUUCGACAAGAGGGGCUACUCAUCCAGAGUCUUCUUCGUUCUAUUUCCUAAUCUAGUCACGGUAUUAAUUGCGAUUUCUCGUGUGAACGAUUACCAGCAUCGUUGGGUCGAUAUCAUUGGCGCCGCAUUUAUUGGACUACCCAUUGCGUACUUUUGUUACAGACAGCACUACCCUAGCAUCUACGCUGGAUCAUGGGCUGGAUAUCCAUAUGAGUAUGAACCCCAAGGAAUAUUCAGUCAUGGUUUGCACGGUCCUCGAGCAAUUCCCACAUCUGGUGCUCCACAAAACGAUCUGGAAAUGGGGCCCGUUGGCAAGACCCGGCCAGGAGUAUCGACGGAGAUGCAAUGAAUUAGGCAAUGGCCUCGAGGUCCUUCAAAAGAACAGAUUCCUCCACUCUCUUCUUUCCUGAUAAAUCGAGGUAAUGUAUGACAUUGUUGGAAGCUUCCGUUUAUACUUCUGCUGCAAUAGGAUUGUAGUGCAGUUUUCCAUGAGGUUUUUAAUUUAUGGGAAUUAUCAAGCCUAUCCUGUGUUUUCCAGAGUGUCGAUACAUUACUAAAAAAAUUUGGAAAAUAGAAACAAAAAACAGUCUCGUGGAUAGAAUUUAGAUGGUGUGAUAGGUUGCAAUAAUGUUCCAAUUGUUUUUGAAUGGAAAAUCCUCAAGUUGCUUGUAUGUUACGAAAAUACCCAAACUGGAUUCUUUUUCCAAGGUAUACCUUACGUAACACAUUUUCGACAGUGUGCUUUGAUUCUGAA
Physcomitrium patens is the source of this 1874-nucleotide messenger RNA. RefSeq names its product lipid phosphate phosphatase 2. Lineage: Eukaryota; Viridiplantae; Streptophyta; Bryopsida; Funariales; Funariaceae. The record is from RefSeq and is a predicted model, not a curated record. Gene Ontology annotation, biological process: phospholipid metabolic process; phospholipid dephosphorylation. Gene Ontology annotation, molecular function: phosphatidate phosphatase activity. Gene Ontology annotation, cellular component: membrane.